Messenger RNA from Parus major (Great Tit), 1358 nucleotides. RefSeq names its product circadian associated repressor of transcription (gene CIART). The coding region runs from base 356 to 1021 and encodes 221 amino acids. The transcript has 4 exons. Gene Ontology annotation, biological process: negative regulation of DNA-templated transcription; circadian regulation of gene expression. Gene Ontology annotation, cellular component: nucleus. Gene Ontology annotation, molecular function: RNA polymerase II cis-regulatory region sequence-specific DNA binding. NCBI's taxonomy places the organism in Eukaryota, Metazoa, Chordata, Aves, Passeriformes, Paridae. The record is from RefSeq and is a predicted model, not a curated record.
CAGGGCAGUCCCGGGGCCGGGGUGUCCCAGUGCUGGGGGAGGAGAGGGAGGUGUCCUGUGGCCGGGGCUGGGGUGUCCUGACACUGGGGAUGGUCCCAGUGCCAGGUGGGUCCCUGCACCCCCUCACCCUGUCUGAGGAGAUGCCAAAUCUCCUUCCCCGGGAGAAUGUGAGGUGGCACUGGGGGUGUGGGGGUGACACCCCCAUGGGAGAGCAAGGCAGUUCCUCGUCUUCCAUUUUUGUCCGAUAUCCCCCUUUUUUUCCCGUGUUUCCCUCCCUCCCCCAGACAGCCCCGGCUGGGUGACCCUGCUGGAGCUGAACGCAGGGAGAGGCUCCCCUGGGGGGGCCACCCCCGCCAUGGAGUCCCCCGCCCGUGCCUGCUCCUGCGGCUCCCCUGCCUCUGACAGCGAGGUCGAGGCUGGCAGCUCCCCCCGGAGCCCCCCCAAAGCUGAGCGCAGCCGCAAGCGCCCGGGGGGGCUGGACCGAGCACCCCCUGAAUCGCCGCCGUCACCCCGCGGGGGAAAGCGCCCGCGGAAAGGGGAGGGAGGGGAUGUCCCUCCCAGCGACGGUGAUCGCCUCUUUGCCCAAAAGUGCCGGGAGCUCCGGGGCUUCAUCCGGCCGCUGGCGGAGCUGCUGGAGGGGCUGCGGCGGGGCCGGUACGACAGAGGGCUGAGCAGCUUCCAACAGAGCGUGGCCAUGGACCGGCUGCAGCGGAUCAUUGGGGUCCUGCAGAAGCCAGAGAUGGGCGCCCGGUACCUGGGGACGCUGCUGCAGGUGGAGGCGAUGCUGCGGCUCUGGUUCCCCCACGUCGCCCCCAAACCCGCGCUGGACCCGGUCCCUGCCGCGGCUCCCCCGCGCCGCCGCCCCCCCGCCGGUCCCCCCGGGGCUCCCCGGUGCCGCCGCCUGCCCGGGGACCUCCCCGGGGACCUGCCCGUCGCCAGCCCCGCAGGGACCUUACAGCAGCGGGGGUCCCCCCGGUGCCAGGCCGGGACCCCCGAGUCCCCCCCGGCGCCGGACGUGUGACGCCCCCCCCGGCUCGGGGGGGGAGAUCUCGUCUACAUUUCUUGGUUUUGCCUUUUUUGAUUGUUUUUUUACGGUGGUCAGUGAGACCCGCGGGCGGGAGGGACUGACCGGGGGGCCCCGAACCCCCCCAGGAGCCCCAACCCCGGGGCGGCCGCGUGCCUUGGCCAGAGCGGAGCCCCCUCCCCGCGGGGGCCGGGCCCUCCCGGGCUUGUGCCUUCCCCCGUGGCCUAGGGUGGCUGGGGGUGACUGUGGCUAAGGGGUGUGGACCCCCCGAGCGGGGAUGUCCCACAGCCGGCCCUGCUGGAAGCAAUAAACGCCGCGGGAGCGGCCGGGGCCA